AUGAUAAGAAAAUAAUUUAACCCAAACAGUUGUAAUUAAGGUGGCAAACGAUAAAUUGAAACCUUGCAAGAGAAGCAUAUCAUAGCACUCAUCAACUCUAAACCUCAAGUGCUAAUUAAACCACCUCAUCCCCAUGUCGAUGCAAACAAACCACACUCCAUCAGUUUUUAUUAUAUUAAUAUAUAUAUAGAAGAUAAACAAGAUUUUACAGAAAUCAAUGAAACAUACCGUCGUGUGUAGGCUUUGAAAGCAGGCUAUUCUGAUACCAAAAUGCCCAAGACAUUCAUGAUGAAAGAGUCAUUGAAGAGGAAAAACAAAGUUUCCCAAUUUAUACAAGAAUAAGUAUCAGAAUUACAUAACCAAAGAAUCAUUGCAAUAACAUCAAAGCUUUGGAAAAUAAUAUUCAAGAAAUCUCCACAAGAACUCAAAAAAAUAUAUAGAGAAUCAAAUCUAAUUCAAAAAUGCACAGUGUAGCCUCAUCCAUUAAGGAGAAUUCAAGAAUCAGCAAGAGAGAAUGGGAAGAGAAGUCCUCACAUCCUUUGGAAUAUGAAUGGAAGUAUAUUUCCAAUUUGAGUUAUUUUGAGCGAAAAAAAGACCAGAAUCAGCUUUUAGCAAAUCAAAACAAAGCAGAGGAGACACAGUUUUAUCCAAUGUUUUUUCGUUUGAUCAGAGUCUCCAAAAAUAAUAAUCCAACUCAAAAAGGAAUUAAAAGGAUGUGCCUUUAGACUAUGCUGAUAUCCAAUUCAAUGAAGAUAUCAAAGAUGAAGACUUUUUUAUCUACAAUGAUGCCCAACCACUCCAGAAUGAAAAUGCCCUCCAAUCAUCUUACUCUGCAAUUGUAGAUAAAAAAACGAAAUCCACAACCAAUGUAGUCAUUCCUUUAGUGAGACCAAAUGAAAAGAUGAAUGACGUUAAACGCAAAAUUUAUUAAACCUUGAUGGAAUAUAAAGUAUGUUUUGAUAAUAUUUCUAUUAUUCUAUUAGCUAUUUCAACGGGAUUAAGUUUAUUAAAUAGGAUUGGCAUAUGUCAACAAAAAUUAAUGGCUUGAUGAAAAUGAAAUUCUCUUAGAGUGCAACAGGAUAUCAAAAGAAUUGUAUGGAGUUGAAUGAAUUCAAAUCUUUGACAUUAUUAAUU
Messenger RNA from Paramecium octaurelia, 1134 nucleotides. The record is from the annotation of a GenBank genome assembly. Lineage: Eukaryota; Ciliophora; Oligohymenophorea; Peniculida; Parameciidae.